AGCAGUGCACGCGCACAUUCGCGUCAUCGGAAAUAAACACAACAUGAAGUUUUAGAACGACCUCAGUAAACCCGUUGCAUCUUUCAUAGGGUCAGCAUCAAUAUUGUAUAAAAUGCCGCAUUUAAAAGAUCCCAAACCAAGGGAGCCUUUGUGGAAAGAAUGGGAUUACAAUGCCCAGAAAAAGGGAGUUCGUCACACCGUGUAUUCAGUCAACGGGGAUGAAUACACUGGGGAAUGGCAGGACAACAAGAAAGAUGGGAAGGGUACAUAUAAAUGGAAGGCCACCGGUGCCAUCUAUGAUGGGGACUGGAAGAAGGGUAAGAGGAAUGGUUUUGGCACCUUCAGCUACCCUGAUGGGAAGGGCGGCUUCAGGAAAGAUUUCUCCGGUGGCUGGAAGAACGAUAAGAGACACGGUUAUGGCACCCAGUUCUAUGCGGACACCGAGUACUACGAGGGGGAGUGGUACGCGGACAAGCGGAGUGGCUGGGGAAGGAUGUACUUCCAGGAUGGCACCAUCUACGAGGGGGAGUGGUACGAUGAUCUCAGAAGUGGACAAGGCAUGCUUCGACAAACCAAUGAGAACAGGUACGAGGGUUCCUGGAAGGAUGGCAAGAAGAACGGCCCAGGUAAAUUCUACUACCUGAACUCGGGCCAGGUAUUUGAGGGUGUGUGGGUGGACAAUGUCCCCAAGUGCGGCACCAUGCAGGACUACGGGCGUGACGGCGCCCCCGGACCAACACAGUACCCAAUACCGGAGGUGAAGCUGGACAAUCCCGAGGCUGUGGUGGCUGAAGCCGAGGAACAGUUCCUCCAGGAUCAGGACUGACCAAUUAGAUCUCUCACACGAUACCAUGCGCUCAUAUCAAAGUUACAAAAAAAUUUCUUUGCAAGUCAUACUGUCAAAAGUUUGUUUUACUUAGUUCUGUUAACGCCUUGUGAUAUAUUCCAGUAUGCAGUAUUAAUACUUUUAACAUUCAUACACAUGAAUUUAAUUUGAUGAUUUUCCUGGUUACGGUCCUGAGCCAAAUACCUCACGAAUGAAUGGCCAGAUAAAACUAAUAACUGCCAAACUGGCUAUCAACACUGAUUCAGUAUUUAUUAUUUUCAUUCAAAAUGAUACACUUUAUAGUUUUCUUUUAAUCUGUAUCUGUUUAUUAUGCGUUGUUACAUGGUUUGUUUGAGUCGGGAUGUAUUAAUGUUACCAUGGUUACGCCAUCAAAUACCCUGUAUAUUGAUGUUGCCAUGGUUAUGCCAUCAAAUACAUUGUAUAUUGAUGUUAGAGCAUACUACACUUCUGUACAUAAACAUUUAUGUAAAUAUUAUUUUGCUGCAUAUAUUUUAAUGCCUUUUAUGCUACAAGUUGAUACAAUUGUAUUUAGCUAUGAGGGGAAUAGUGAAAGUUUUGUAUGGAUGGUUUACUUUUAGAAAUAUUUAGUGAUAUACUUGCAAUAUUUACAAAUUUGAAGCUGUAUCAUGUGAAAAUGUAUAUUCAUUAUUAAUACACUUCACCCCGUCAGA
Molecule: messenger RNA, 1518 nt
Organism: Haliotis rufescens (red abalone)
Lineage: Eukaryota; Metazoa; Mollusca; Gastropoda; Lepetellida; Haliotidae
Product: MORN repeat-containing protein 3-like
Exons: 5
Coding region: 113-826 (237 amino acids)
Source: RefSeq, a predicted model, not a curated record